AUGGCUGUUGGUUAUGGGUUCUACAAUGUUUCUUUCGGCCAAACCCCAGACCAAGUUAACGCAGUUGCACUUUGUAGAGGUGAUUUAAUUUCGAACCCUGAUGUUUGUCUCAGCUGUUUCAACAAUGCUACCACUGAGCUCAGAAAAGGUUGUCCUGACGAGAAGGAAGCAAUUUUAUGGAAUGAGAAUUGUAUGUUUCAUUAUGCAAAUCGCUCCAUCUUUGGUGUUUUGGACAGUAACUCCUUUGCCUCUUCGGAUGGGAAUAAAGUCGCAAAUGCCAGUGUUUUUGAUGGUGUCCUGAGUCCUCUGUUGAAAAGCCUGAGAAGCAAGGCAGCGGCUGGUGAUUCUCUUUUGAAGUUUGCGACAGGGACGGCGGCUGUUUCAGCUUUACAGAACAUUUUUGCACUUGUCCAGUGCACUCCAGAUAUGUCCCAGCCUCAAUGCAACGAAUGCUUGUGUGAUGCCAUUGGACAAAUUCCAGAUUGUUGUGACGGUUGGCAAGGUGUUAGAAUAUUUGGGCCAAGCUGCAAUCUUAGGUUUGCGAUUUCUCCUUUCUAUAAUCUAACUGCUGAUGGACUAGCACCACCUCUGUCUCCUCCGGCCUCAAAUGAUACCCCAAAUACAUCACCAGGAGAAAAUGAGAAUUCACCUCGGAUUAUCAUAAUCAUAGUUGUCUCAGUUGUUGGUUUUCUGAUUCUCAUCAUUUGCAGCUGCAUCUGCUUCUUUUUCUGGUUGAGGAAAUCAAAGAAGAGAAGGCAUCCGCUGAAUGAAAUUGAAGAUGAAGAUGACAAUGCUGAAGCUUUACAAUUUGAUUUCAAUACAAUAAGAAUUGCAACUGAUAACUUCUCCAGAGUGAACAAACUUGGAGAAGGUGGAUUUGGUGCUGUUUAUAAGGGCACGCUUCAAAGUGGAAAAGAUAUAGCUGUGAAGAGGCUUUCGACAAAUUCUGUUCAAGGAGAGCUGCAAUUUAAGAAUGAAGUUAGGCUAUUGGCAAGACUUCAACAUAGGAAUUUGGUAAGGCUGCUAGGUUUUUGCUUGGAUGGAGAUGAAAGGCUUCUCAUCUAUGAGUUUGUUCCUAACUCAAGCCUUGACCACUUUAUAUUUGAUCCAAUCAAGCGAUUACAACUUGAUUGGGACACGAGAUACAAAAUCAUAGGGGCAAUUGCAAGAGGAAUUCUUUAUCUUCAUGAAGAUUCUCGAUAUCGAAUUAUUCAUCGUGAUUUAAAAACUGCAAAUAUUCUGUUAGAUGAAGAAAUGAACCCUAAAAUUUCAGACUUUGGGCUAGCAAGGUUAUUUGCAAAUAAUCAAAGUCAAGCUGAUACAGGAAUAGUUGCUGGAACAUUGUAAGUAUAAACAUUUUUUGGAACA
Molecule: messenger RNA, 1368 nt
Organism: Rubroshorea leprosula
Lineage: Eukaryota; Viridiplantae; Streptophyta; Magnoliopsida; Malvales; Dipterocarpaceae
Source: the annotation of a GenBank genome assembly